AUGCCCUUGUCACCCGGUAAAAAAGGCUCUCUCGGUGCAUAUGCGGCUCUAUUCACUGUUAGGGCAGCAGCCCUCCAGUUCAACACCUCCCCAUCCACUGCCCAGCGUGCAAAGGUCAAGUACUUGCGAGGGGAGUCGCAGUUGCCUGCCAAACGAAGCGGCAGGCCUCGCCUGCACACCAAGCACGAUGUGCGACGCAUCAAGACGAUCCUCCUCACCAACCAGUGGCUCAGCAACGAGAAGAUCCUGCACCUCCUUGCCACAUCCCACCCCUACCCCAUGUCCCUCUCAACUCUGCUCCGUCUCCGCCGCUCCUGCGGCCUCAUACGCGCUCGAGCUCGACGCAAGCCCUACCUAAAGCCUGCUACCAUCAAGGCCCGCCUCUUAUACGCCCAAACCAUGCGCCUGUUUGACUGGACAAGCGUCAUGUUCACAGAUGAGGCAAUCAUCACCACAGGUCGCUGCCACCGCCCCUUUGUGACGCGCCCCAAGGGACAUGCAUUCGACAUGGAGUACAUGACUUCCACCUUUAGGUCUGGGCGCAAGUCCUGUCCAGUUUGGGCGGGCAUAUGGGACGGUGGAAGGACGCCGCUGGUCAGGAUAGACCUCAGCAAGAGCAAGGGCAAAAGGGGCGGCAUGACUGGGCAGGUGUACCUGGAUGAGAUCGUCAAAAAGCGGCUCUUGCCGGCGUUCAAGAGGCUCCGAACCGCUUGGACUCGUCGAUAUGGGCGUGGACAUUGCCCCUGGGUACUAGAAGACAACCACAAGGCUCACAUCGGCAAGCCAGUGCGUCCAUAUGGGCUCAAGAAGGGGAUGAGGUACCUCCCACACCCUGCGACUUCUCCAGACCUCAACCCGAUUGAACAUGCAUGGGCCAAGCUCAAAUCCAUGCUUAAUCAACUUGAAAGGCGCCUCCAGAACCCCGACGAGCUGUUCGAGGUCGCCGCUGCUCUGUGGCUCAAGAUUCCCCAGGAGGAGUUGGACAACAUGGUCAACAGCAUGCCAAGAAGGCUCAGGGCAGUUCGCUUAAACCGCGGUGGCCCCACCAAAUAUUGA
Messenger RNA from Vanrija pseudolonga, 1056 nucleotides. RefSeq names its product Transposable element Tcb2 transposase (gene TCB2). Bases 1 to 1056 code for a protein of 351 amino acids. The record is from RefSeq and is a predicted model, not a curated record. Lineage: Eukaryota; Fungi; Basidiomycota; Tremellomycetes; Trichosporonales; Trichosporonaceae. Gene Ontology annotation, molecular function: nucleic acid binding. The transcript has a single exon.